AUGAAAAACGAAACUGAAGAGAAAUUGAAACUGAAAUUGAACUGCUGAAUGUUUCUGUCUCUAGAGCUGCUUCAGCUGAAAACACCAUGCUGCCUGAAGUGGUGCAGAGUCCGAAGAGAAAACUUGCUGACUGUUACACUGGAGAUGUAGAUGUGCACUAUGAUGUCUGUACUGGAAGAAAACACAAAGCCGUCAAGUCCUGUCUGGAUUCUGACUGUCAGAAUCACCAUGAAAAUCGUGAGGUUUUCUUUAAAAGAGAGAGACAGAAUCUGAUUGAAGCCACUGGACGACUGCAGGAGAUGAUCUGCCAAACACAUGAUAAACUCCUUGAGAUUUUCUGCCGCACUGAUCAGAAGUUUAUAUGUCUGCUGUGUACGAUUGAUGAACAUAAAAACCACGACACUGUAUCAGCUGCAGCACAGAGGACAGAGAAACAGAACCAGCUGAAGGAGACGCAGAGGUUGUUCCAGCAGAGGAUCCAGCAGAGAGAGAAAGAUCUUCAGCAGCUGAGAGAGGCUGUGGAGUCUCAUAAGACAGCAGUGGAGGACAGUGAGAGGAUCUUCACUGAUCUCAUCCACUCCAUUGAGAGAAGCCGCUCUGAGGCCACACAGCGGAUCAGAGAUCAGGAAAAGACUGCAGUAAGUCAAGCUGAAGGACGACUGGAGCGACUGGAGCAGGAGAUCGAUGAUCUGAGGAGGAGAAACGCUGAGCUGGAGCAGCUUUCACACACACAGGAUCACAUCCAUUUCCUGCAGAGUUUCCAGUCUCUCUCAGCUCCUCCUGAAUCUACAGACGUAAAUGAUGAUGAUCCCUUCAGUUCUUUCUCCUCUUUUGAUGACAUCAGAGAAGCUGUACUUCAGUUUAGAGACAAACUGGAGAAUUUCUGCAAAGAGGAACUCAAGAAGAUCUUUGACCGAGAUGCGAAUGAACCGGAUCUGCAUUUUGACAUAGGGUCAGACCUCACCUUGGAUGAGAUUCUUGAAGCACUGCUUUCUGGAGAGAGUGUCCAGGAUAUUGUUCAUGUAGAUGGUGAUGUUGCAUCAGGAGAAUCUCAGGAAAAUCAGCCAGGUGAAUCUCCUGUCGUGGAAUCAGAGCACUCGCCAAACAGCGUCACUGAGAGUUCCAGCUCCUGUGUAUCUCCCCCAGAAGACCCCGUUCACGAGAUGUUCUGUGAUCCUAUUGUAUCACAUUCGCAAGCCGACGGAGAUGUUAACGAAUGUACCCUGUCCACGCCCAGACGUGGGCAUAAGCGCCUUAGGGAGGUAUACGGUGUAUGUGAGCUACCCAGCGCUUCACGUUUAAGGACGUUGGAAGAUAACGAACAAGAUUACGAGGAUAGAGGGCUAGAACUUCAUAAGGAAUCUCAGUUGGAUGUGUGCAAUGCUGAUGUUGACGAGUCCAGCUCGAAUGAGAGAGACCCAGGCCCUCCAAUCAAACGAUACAUGUCACGACUUAGUUACAGGAUAAUUAGGAAAAAGCACACUACCUCAAAGCCAGAAAAAAUACAUGAUGGCCAAAUGGAUGGCAAAACUGAACAUCGAGCAAAUAAAGAAGCAGAAGAAAAGCAGUUACUGAAAGACAAUAGAAAGUCUACAAGAAAAAACAAAACAGGCAAGUCAUGCCUUUGUUUUGAUUUUCUAUGUUGUCAUGAAAAACAUCAGCUUUUUUAAAGCUGUUUAAAACGUUUGAACAUAUAUAGUUUAUUAAACUUUAGCUAAACUGUUUGUGAAUAUUCAGUAUGUAUUUUUUUAUUUGAUAUCAGACAAGAAA
Molecule: messenger RNA, 1770 nt
Organism: Megalobrama amblycephala (Wuchang bream)
Lineage: Eukaryota; Metazoa; Chordata; Actinopteri; Cypriniformes; Xenocyprididae
Product: tripartite motif-containing protein 29-like
Exons: 9
Coding region: 87-1670 (527 amino acids)
Molecular function (GO): zinc ion binding
Source: RefSeq, a predicted model, not a curated record